AUGAGCCACGGACCGAGCCCCCGGCUGGCCGAGUCCCCGCAGCUGUCCAAAGGGAGCCUCCUGACCAUCCUAGGCAGCCCGUCGCCAGAGCGCAUGGGGCCAGCAGACUCGCUGCCUCCCACGCCGCCCAGCGGCACGCCCUCCCCAGGGCCGCCCCCAGCCAUGCCGUUGCCGCCGGCACCCUCGGCGCUGCUUGCGGACGGGGACUGGGAGAGCCGCGAGGAGCUGAGGCUGCGGGAGCUGGAGGAGGCACGCGCGCGGGCAGCGCAGAUGGAGAAGACCAUGCGCUGGUGGUCGGACUGCACUGCCAACUGGCGUGAGAAGUGGAGCAAGGUGCGCGCAGAGCGCAACCGCGCGCGCGAAGAAGUGCGCCAGCUGCGCCAGCGCCUGGACGCGCUCACCAAGGAGCUGGCGGGCGCCCGCCGCGAGCGCCAGGAGGUGCAGGGCGAGUGCGAGGCGCGGGGCCGAGAGCUGGCGCGGCUCCGUGGUGCCCGAGGAGGCACUGACCCGACGCCCGAUGGACCCGAGACGGAGCCUGAGCGGGAGCACGAGCCCGUGCGCGAUGUCGGGUCAGAGAGGCCCCCGAGCAGCCAGGAGCUGGAGCUGGUGGAGAACCUGCUGAAGAGCAGACCAGAGGAGCCCGAGGGCUGCUGGGAGGCACGCAGCGUAGGGGCCGGGGGCCCACGGGGCAGCUCAGGCCGCCAGGAGCGCAGCCGGCUGCCCUGGGAGGACACGGCCGCCAUCGAGGAGGAUGCCUCCAAGUUGACGGCCCUACGGCUGCGGCUGGAUGAGUCCCAGAAGGUGCUGCUCAAGGAACGCGAGGAUAAACUGGCACUGAGCAGGAACAUUGAGAAGCUGGAGGGGGAACUCAGCCAAUGGAAGAUCAAGUAUGAGGAGCUGAGCAAGACCAAGCAGGAGAUGCUCAAGCAACUCAGCAUCCUGAAGGAGGCUCACCAGGACGAGCUGGGCCGCAUGUCCGAAGACCUGGAGGACGAGCUGGGUGCGAGGUCCAGCAUGGACAGGAAGAUGGCCGAGCUGAGGGGCGAGAUGGAGCGGCUGCAGGCAGAGAAUGCAGCCGAAUGGGGUCGCCGCGAGCGGCUGGAGACGGAGAAGCUGGGCCUGGAGCGGGAGAACAAGAAGCUGCGGGCGCAGGUCGGGGACCUGGAGGAGGCCCUGGCCCGGCGGCGGAGGCAGACAGCCAGCGCACUGGACUGCGACCUGCGGGCCAGCCAGGCUGCCCUCUUCGAGAAAAACAAGGAGCUGGCAGACCUGAAGCAUGUGCAUGGCAAGCUGAAGAAACAGUUCCAGGAGAAGGUGGCAGAGCUGGCGCAUGCCAACCGGCGGGUGGAGCAGCACGAGGCAGAGGUGAAGAAGCUGCGGCUGCGGGUGGAGGAGCUCAGGAAGGAGCUGGCCCAGGCCGAGGACGAGCUGGACGAGGCCCACAACCAGGCCCGGAAGCUGCAGCGGUCGCUGGACGAGCAGACGGAGCAGAGCGAGAACCUGCAGGUGCAGCUGGAGCAUGUGCAGUCCAGGCUUCGCAGGCAGCAGCAGAACGCCCCCCUCUUCGGGAAGAUCCGCAGUGCUCGCUUUGGCACCGAGGAAGCCGGGGAUGGCGCCAGCGACCUGGACGAGGACGAGGACCUGCAGAUCCAGGUGGCCUAGAGCUCCCGAGGCUGGCAGGACUGGCCCAAGGCCACAGGCCCCCUGGGUUACCUGGCUGACCA
This is a messenger RNA of Pteronotus mesoamericanus, 1724 nucleotides long. RefSeq names its product coiled-coil domain containing 102A (gene CCDC102A). The transcript is spliced from 8 exons. Gene Ontology annotation, cellular component: myosin complex. The record is from RefSeq and is a predicted model, not a curated record. Lineage: Eukaryota; Metazoa; Chordata; Mammalia; Chiroptera; Mormoopidae. The coding region runs from base 1 to 1662 and encodes 553 amino acids.